CUUAAUUGGUCACCUUCGCGUUCAGGUGAGGCCCUCUGCGCGCACGCGGGCAAGAAGCGUCCAUUCCGGCGAUGUCUUGCAAACAGAAAAGAGGAAAAAGUAUAUUUUUAUUUGUGGCAACUGUUUAUUUUUACAUGUUUCAGCUGUGUUGUUCAGUAAGUUUAGGACAGUGGGAGGAUGGUUUUACAGCUACAGAAGGGAAGAGGAUUAAACAGGACAAAACUCCAGCUAGGCAGCACACCGGGACAGGAUAUGGUGAUCUGCGCGAAUCUAACGAACAGAGACUUCACAAGCUUCAACUUCAGCCUGGAUCUGGAGAGCCACACCCACAUCUUAGUGCACAAGACCUUAAGAAGUCAGACGUCAAAUUUGUGCCCGAGAGUUUGUCUUGGAAUAUUGGGAAUGUUAGCGUGAAACCAAAGUCCUCGACUCCAGAGUCUUUACAUGGACAUCAAGCAGAUUUUACAGGUUUUCAGGGGGAGGUUUUGGGCCUAUCCUCUGAGUCCAGUACACAUUUUUCUGAGUGGCAGGCUAUGAGUCCUCUGGUGGAGUGUGAUGAUGAUGUCAUGGUCUUCACUGCCUCCGGUCAAGGAUUUACACACCUGUCAGUGGACAGAGUGGAACCUCUCCGAUCUCGGUGUUUCAGUUGCCUCCAUACUGUGGUUACACUCUAAGGACAUCGUGGAGUGACCUUGAGAUGAUGGUGCCAUACGACGCCUGUUACAUCACCCAGGAGAAUAACAGUUACAUGCUGCCCCUGCUGUGGUGGGGCACCCCGCUGAAGCUCUCCUGCCCAAUUCGGAUAUCCACUCCUACACCCUCGUUCCCUCUUUCACCACCCUCAGUCUUCUGCUCCUCCUUUGGCAUGGCAGUGCAGAUACAUGCACAGGAGAAGGAUAUACCUGCAUUGGGAGUGAAAGUGAAUGGAGCUUUGCAUCCAUUUGUAUCUGAACAGUGUGCGUACUAUAUCGACUCCCAGUCUGAGGAGCAUACUUUGUUCAUCUACUCCAGUGCUCCUUGUUUCACCAGUAGAGAUGGUCUCCAGCUUGAGCUUGUGUUUGGUGAUAAUGAAUACAUUCUCUCCUGCCCAGUCACUUCUUGGUUCCCCUAUGCACCCUCUACACCUUGGUCUCCACCUUUGUCUCCCGACAACCCUCAGUAUCCCAACAUCCCAGAUCCCGUUGGACCUUCCCCUCCUCCACCUCCAACCCCAGAACACGGAAAAUUUCCGGGCUAUCCUGACUACAGCUAUCCUGGUCUCCAGUUCCCCCAGCUGCCCCAGUUCCUCCAGCUCUACCCUCCUGGGCCACAAGCCAAAGAGCCACCUCAGCCCACCGGUGACAGUCCUCCCAGUUACCAGCCCAAUUUUCCUGGGAAGUCACCUUAUUCUUUUGGCUCCUUGAAAUAUCCACCUUCUCACUACCGUUCUCCAGUCAUGGUGCUGGCCAGGCCUGAUCCCAAUCCUCGUCCACUUGAAAAUGGACAGUCUCCACAUCAAGUGCCUAAUUUACCUCCUCAGUAUCUAUUUGAUUACUCCCAUAUGUCAUUCUACUACCCAACAGUGACACCAGCUACAACCACACCACCUCAAACCACCACUACUACUGUUCCUCCACUUACAAAACCAGCCAAACCUCCAUCACAUCCUCUUUACCCUCAGUACUAUCUUCAGAUGCCUUACUAUCCUGAACCAGUAAACCAGCCACAUGUUCCUCUGCCUCCUGGUCCACAAUAUCCUCCUUCAUCUCAGUCUAAACAGCCUAUAGGUCCUCCAGCUUCUUCUUACAGCUCCUAUUAUGGUUAUUGGCCAGUGUCCUACCAAAAACCUUCUGCUGCUCCACUUGACCCUAUUAAAACCAGGGCUUACAACUUUCUCUCAAAUCUGUUUUACCUACAACCAGCUGAAUCUCCAACACCUGCCAAUGAGGAACCUCAGAAACCAGUUCCACAAGAGAUCUGUCUGCCUCACAGUCACACAAUAUGUAGCUCUUAUCCUUACCAUGUUUAUCAUACUCUCUACCCACCACACUACAUUCCACCCCACCCCCCUCUGCCUCGGUAUCCAGAGAUUCAACCACCUGCGACGACACCAAAGCCUUCCACCACCACUACUACUCCCCCCACCACAAGCUCUACAACCCCAGCUGGGCCCUCUCCAUGGACUCCUAAUCUCCAGUGUAUGACUGGGAGGAUGGUUGCUUUCUUGCCUUUUACUCACCCAGACUCUAUACAAGUCAAAGACCAAACAAACAUCUGGACUUUCGUCUCCAGUGUGGCUCCAUUCUGUGGGUACAUGCUACAGAUGACUGAGGGCUUUGGGGUAAUUCUCCACUCUCCUCUGCCUGCCUGCCACAGCUACUUACAGACUCCCACGACCAUUUCCUUACCUCUACGGUUUUGGGACUUCUCCAUGGCACAGUACAGGACUGUGGACCUGGAGUGCCCAUUUCAAAGCCCCUCUGACAAUCCUGCUACAGAUGCCCCACUACCCACACCAACCCCACCAAGCACCACCAAGGAUGGGAUCGGCCCGUCUGCUGUUCCAAAGCCUAAAAUCUUCUGCUCUUCUCAUGAGAUGACUGUGGAGCUCCCCUCUGGUCCCAUUUCAGAAAUAGUUGUUAAAGACAUCAAGGGGAACCAGAUGAACCUCAAGGAUGCCCCAAAGCAAUGUGGGUACUCUGCAAGCAAAGGCAAAGAUGGCAAAAUCCAUUUGAAUCUACAGUUGCACUCACGCUGCCACAUGAGUGUGCAGGGUACACUAUACAUCAUCACUGUCAUCUACAUGACAGUAAAUGGCAAAAAGGAGUCUCAGUUUUCCUGUCCGGUUACCAUCUCGGGGCCCAGGCAAGAGUGCAACCUUCCUCACGAACAGCGUCUCCCCUGUGGAUCCAGCUCUCUAUCCCAGACACAGUGCCUCUCCAUGGGCUGCUGCUUCAACAAGCACCCCCCUGCCUGCUACUACCCCAUGGAUGAGUGCACUAUUGACCGCCACUUUGUCUUCUCUGUGCCUGCCUCCAUCACGGAGCCCCCUCUUUCCCCUGCCCUGCUUGUCGCUGCCGGCAACUUCACCUGCAGACCUCAGAAAGUGACUUCUGACUACGCCUUGUUUAAGAUCCCGAUGGAUGGUUGUGGGACACGCAGAGUGAUGUUGGGGGAAACUGUUGUCUAUAUGGUAGAAGUCAUCAACAUGGUUCAGGCAAUCAGCCUCAACUAUGGCACUAUCACAAGAGAUUCUCCUGUCAGGCUGCUGGUGGAGUGCAGGUACAUGCCAGGAACAGUUCUGACUGUGAGCUACAUAGUUAAAACUCCCACCCUCGGUCCUGAAAUUCAGUCCUAUGGGGCAUUUGGAGUUCAGCUAAGGAUUGCUGAAGAUGACCAGUACAAAAGGUACUACCCACAGUAUCACCAGCCCUUGAAGAUGAUGCUGGGGAAGCCUCUCAAUCUGGAAGUGCGGCUCCUCAACUCUCCGGAUCCCACUUUAGUUCUGCUGGUACACUUCUGCGUGGCCUACCCCCGCUCUGGAAAAGCUGUGUGGGUGCUGCUGUACAAUGGAUGUCCCAACCCUUUGGACCCAGCACCGCCACAGGCUGUUCCAUCGCAUCCUCAGCCACUUUCUCCUGAUGCUCAGACCCGCCGCUUCACCAUCACAACCUUCCAGUUCCUUCCUGAUGGUGAGUUUAAGGAUCUGGAUGAAGAGAUCUACUUCAUGUGUUCGACUGAAAUCUGCUCACCACGUGAUGGUCCUUGUGUUGAAGGAUGCUUUGGCCAGUGACGGCCUCAGCCAUCACUCUUAACUACCAAUAAAAGCUCUCAAGUAGCA
Messenger RNA from Haplochromis burtoni (Burton's mouthbrooder), 3820 nucleotides. RefSeq lists its product as uncharacterized. The coding region runs from base 698 to 3772 and encodes 1024 amino acids. Gene Ontology annotation, molecular function: structural constituent of egg coat; acrosin binding. The record is from RefSeq and is a predicted model, not a curated record. Gene Ontology annotation, cellular component: egg coat. Gene Ontology annotation, biological process: prevention of polyspermy; binding of sperm to zona pellucida. NCBI's taxonomy places the organism in Eukaryota, Metazoa, Chordata, Actinopteri, Cichliformes, Cichlidae. The transcript is spliced from 18 exons.